AUGUCACGAGCGAGCAGCAGCGGUGCUCGUGACGUGUCAUCACUCGCCGAGGAGACGCAGGGAGAUCCAGCGAAGGGGCGAUUUUUGAAGAAACGAUCGGCUCAGAAUGCGAAUAGCGAUUAUCAUCCGAGCCAUAAGAAAGAAUCCUUAGCUCAAAUUCCAAAAAUGCGACGUGGCAUUUGUCACGACAACGAUCGUGAAGAAAUUCUGAUGAGCCCGCCGACCGGAGAGCUGGAAGACGAGGAUAUCAGUCGUCUGAAACAGGCCACGCCCCAUUUGCCAGACGACGUGGUGCUCCGAGUACUGUUUCAUUGCUCAUAUGACGUGGAUUCGGCAAUAGAAUUGGGACAAGGAAUGGAGAUACCCACGAAAAUUCCAGAAUCGGUCAGAAAUAUAAUAGUAGCUAAUAUUGCGAUGGAGCGAAGUGACUAUCAAAGUCGACGGAAACCAAUGAAAGAGUUUUAUUUAGCGCAGCAGAUGAAAAAAGUGUCGAGUACAAAAGCGCUAAUCGAUUUUUACUAUAAGGAAAAGAAUAAAAUGAUGGGAAAUUGGCGAUUGGAUACGUAUGACGAGGAGGAUACACACGAAGAAUGGGUCGAAAUGGCUGAAAAAAUGCGAGAAAGUGGAGUGCACAUAGUGACGCGAAAUCCCUCCACCGUUGCUCGACCCACAAAAAAAUCCUCUCGAAAAGCGACAAAACCGAAGAAUCGUCGUCGCCAAAAACAAGAAAUCGAUAGCGAACCGACACCAUCUUCAUCGACGCCUUCAACCAGUAACGUCUUCAAAAUCCCCACAAGAUCUCAUCAGAAUCCAGAAUUCUCUUCCCCUUCCACGUCACCACGACGACGGACACAAUCGGCGACGAUGCCUAGAAUUGCUCAUGGCUCUGCGUCACCGCCGAAAACAGCCAGUAGAAAACGAAGAAAUACAGAAACUUUGGAUGAGCCAUCGACAAGUGAUGGACGAAGUUCUCCGAAGAAAUCGUGUCAUAACUAG
Messenger RNA from Caenorhabditis briggsae, 996 nucleotides. The transcript is spliced from 5 exons. The record is from RefSeq and is a predicted model, not a curated record. NCBI's taxonomy places the organism in Eukaryota, Metazoa, Nematoda, Chromadorea, Rhabditida, Rhabditidae. The coding region runs from base 1 to 996 and encodes 331 amino acids.